AUGAAGAAAGCCGAGUAUCUCCCAAUGGGUCCUAUGAAGUAUGAUGAAGGCCCGGAGGUGGCUCCCCAGCAGGCAUCCCUAGAGGUGUACCACUCCCCUCAGUCCUAUCCCUCUUCGCCUCAGCCAUCAGCCUUUUCGCCGGUUCAAAGGCAAGACUCGUCAUUCGGACAGUAUUCCGCGACGACAGUUGACCGAUCCGUGUACGCCCAUGCCGUACUUCCUCAUCCUCAGUCAGCAUAUCACAUGCCCGCUGUAGAGUCUCCCCCAACUAAAAAGUACAAAAAGACAAUCUGCGGCUGUACCGUACUUGUCUUUAUCCUUUCCACAAUCAUCGCAGCCUUGGCUGCCGCUGUCAUCGGCCUCGCAGCAGGUACCGGCGUAGAAGCGAGUCGUGCCCAAAAUGCGCUUGAACAACUGGCAGCACUGCAGGCGUUGAUGCCUACUGGCACGGCUACAGCCACGUCAACGACUGCGGCAACAGCCACAUCAGCGUCCGCCUCGGCGACGGCGACAAGCUUCGCUUCCAUCUCCAACGACUGCUCUAAUGCGGACGAGACGACGACCGGACAGACGUACACCACUGAUUUCUUUGGAAAAGUAACUUACACGAUGUUCUGCAAUUCCAACGCACCAAACGUACCUAUCAUGUCGCUCUUUACCGCCAACUUCAACAACUGCAUGGACGCCUGCGCUGCCUUCGCCUCGUCUAGAAAGGCCUUCGCUGCCAACACCACAUGCGCCGGAGUCAGUUUCAUCCCUCUGUGGACAACGAGGCAGGGUGCGGUCGAGGGCAAGGCACCGGGUAACUGCUACCUCAAGCCAGGGCCGCAGACACGCUCAGGUCUGGAGACGCCAAAUAUCGGCACAGAGUGCCAUGCUGCUAUUUUGAACUCCUCAUAG
Messenger RNA from Colletotrichum truncatum, 900 nucleotides. RefSeq lists its product as uncharacterized. Lineage: Eukaryota; Fungi; Ascomycota; Sordariomycetes; Glomerellales; Glomerellaceae. The record is from RefSeq and is a predicted model, not a curated record.